Molecule: messenger RNA, 1476 nt
Organism: Ruditapes philippinarum (Manila clam)
Lineage: Eukaryota; Metazoa; Mollusca; Bivalvia; Venerida; Veneridae
Product: tripartite motif-containing protein 29-like
Exons: 2
Coding region: 110-1060 (316 amino acids)
Biological process (GO): positive regulation of DNA-templated transcription
Cellular component (GO): nucleoplasm; chromatin
Molecular function (GO): ubiquitin-protein transferase activity; zinc ion binding
Source: RefSeq, a predicted model, not a curated record
UUGGACUGAUAAUUAAACGUGUUCAUUCCCAUUCAUUACAUAACGACAGACGGUUAAACAUAAAAUGAAGUAUAUACCAAUUUUCAGAAAAUGAUCACGGAUAAAACGAAUGUCAAAUAUGGCGGAGAGUAAUGAGACAACACUAGUUAAACAAUGUCCUCUGUGUUCAGAUACUGGUGAUUUUAAAAAGACUGUUAAAUAUUGCAUUGAUUGUGGAUCACAUAUGUGUGGUGAAUGCCUGAAAUACCAUAGUAAGUUCCCAUUAUUCAAAGUUCACAAAGUUUUGGAUAACCUUGAGUAUGAGACGAUCGCGGAAGAUGAAAAUACAAAACUCGUUUAUUGUGCAAGUCACCACGGACAGGCGAUAGAAAGUUACUGCAAGGACCAUGAUGAAAUAUGCUGUGUAAUAUGUGUAUCUAUCAAACACAGGUUAUGUGAAAACGUUACUAUAGAAGAAGCAGAGGCAACAGAGGUAAAUAAAACUGGAACAAAGGAGCGUCUAGACACGUCCAUUUCGAGACUGAAGUUGGAAAAAGAAAUAAGGAGCAACAAUAUAACUGAGCUUGAUGAAGAAAAACUAACAGUCCUAAAUGAAAUUGACAGUUUUCAAGAAAAAAUAAUACAAAAGAUUAAAAAGAUGGCUGACGCCUCUCGUGAAGAACUGCGGUCUAAACAUGAAGAGUUAGUAAACGCUGUCAAACAAGACAUCCGGCAGUUAGAAACAGUCGCAUCAGUUACAGAGGGAAGUUUAAAAACAUUAAACAACUGCGCCAGUCAGAGUAAAAGGAAAUUGUUUUUAAGUGUCAAAAAGUGUGAACAAGUUGUAAAAGAUGCAGAAAUAUUGAUGGAAGACCUACCUUGUAAUUGGCCGAUUAGAAAGCUUGAUUACUGUAUUGACUAUGAUUCACCUCAUAAUGAUACGACAUUAAAGACGUUUGGUCAUUUUAUUGACGACGAAAAAACAAACCAUCAAUUAUGCUGGGACUCUCUGAACGUUACAAUGGUGUUUUUGAUGUUAAACUUGAAAGUGAUGAAAAGAACUGUGUUGAAAGUGGUCUAGUUUUUUAGAAGAUGGCAUGUAUGGCAUCAGUGACUUUGCAAACCAUAAAUUGAAAAGAUUUAGCAAAACCUACGAGUUGUAUGAUAGCAUUGAUUUAGACGGAGGUCCAUCAUCAGCAUGCGUUGUAGGGUCACAGGAAGUUGCACUUACUCUUAGUAAUGAGAAAAUGAUUCAGUUUGUAUCAUGUACCGGUACAUUAUCAUUGGGCAAUUCAUUUCCUACUGAAAACUAUUGUUAUGGAAUUUCCAUAGAUUCAGAAAGCAAAGAACUGUUUGUGUGCUGUGGAAAUUCAGUUUGCGUUUGUGAUAAAAACGGGACUCUUUUGAAAACAAUUUAAAAAGAUAUAACUGGAAAAUCACUGUUUACCGAUGCUAAGCAAUACGUGAUAAAAUUAAAUAGAAUUUACUUUACUGACU